This is a messenger RNA of Racocetra persica, 427 nucleotides long. Lineage: Eukaryota; Fungi; Glomeromycota; Glomeromycetes; Diversisporales; Gigasporaceae. The record is from the annotation of a GenBank genome assembly.
AUGGUUCAGAAUCAGAAAAAUAACAAUAACAAUAACCCACCACGUAGAUCAACCCGUCAAAAGAAGUCCAGUAACGACUCAGAACAACCAACUCCAACAAAGCGCGUUACAAGAGCUACGGCAAAGAAACUAGAAGAAAGCAGCAAAAACAAACCAAUAGAGACGACUGAAGAGGUAAACAUGACAGUCGAAAAUCAAGACAUUGAAAUGGAGCAUGCCGACGAAGUCGACGAUACUGAAAAGAAGGCUUUAGAGGCUGAUGCUUUACUGUUAUCUGAUCUCAGACAAAACUUUACCCUCCUGGAACGUGCUGUGUCUACUAUCGAGUCACGAUUCACAACACGUGUUCUAAGAACUACUGCAUCCAUUAGAAAACGUUUGACGGCAGAUCUCUUGGCUCAGGCAAUCAGAGAUAUUUAUCCAAAAG